AUGGCAGCAGCCAAGGAGGUCGAUGUUCUUGAGAAACAUGUUCAGGAUGCCCAUCAGUCUGACACGGACUCAGAAGUCGACGUCCUGCGGGCAGCCGGCAUAGGCAUCGCUGAGGAUGACCCAACCGAGCCAAUUCUCACUCUACGGAUGUGGGUGCUUGGAAUUGGCUUCUGCAUUGUCGCAAGUGGAUUGAAUACUCUAUAUACCCUUCGAAUACCUUCUCUCACCAUCUCUUCCUCGGUGGUUCUUCUGUUGGCCCACCCGCUAGGGAGGCUUUGGGAGAAGCUUGUGCCCAGCUGGAAUGUUCCGCUAGGAAACUGCUCUUUCAACCUUAACCCCAGCCCCUUUAAUACGAAGGAACACGUUCUCAUCUAUAUCAUGUCAAAUCUCAGCAUCUAUGUUCGCCUAGGGGCCGAUGUCUUGACCGAGCAGCAGAUGUUCUACGGUUACAACGCCGGAUGGGGAUUCCAAGUCUUGAUUACCCUUGCCACGUUCCUGUUUGGUUUCUGUCUCGCGGGCCUAUUUCGUGCUAUUGUGGUAGUUCCCAAAGAGCUCAUCUGGCCCGGUGUCCUUAGCGUCACUGCUCUUACAACUACCCUACACAAUAUCGGCCAGGGUAAAGUUCAAGCGAGCUACAAUACUUGGAAGAUCUCUCGCUACGCAUUCUUCACCAUCACCUGCUGCAUCUCUUUCUGUUGGUACUGGUUUCCAGAUUUCAUCUUUCCAGCUCUCAGCUACUUUAGUUUCCCUUGCUGGAUCAAUCCGACCAGUCCUGUGGUCAAUCAGCUAUUUGGGAUGGAAUCUGGAAUGGGACUAAUCCCGAUCACUUUUGAUUGGAGCCAAAUUUCUUACGUUGGAUCACCGCUAUUGAUUCCGUCAUGGGCAAUUCUUAAUGUAUUCGGGGCUCUGGUCUUCUGGAUUUGGAUCGUGGCUGUCGCUUGUUAUUACACCAACAUGUGGAGCACGGGGUACCUUCCCUUCCAAAGCUCUAAAGUGUACGACAACACUGGAAGUGUAUACAAAGCAUCCAAGAUUGUCAACAAGGCUUCCGGGUAUACAUUGGACGUCCAGAAAUACCUUGCAUAUUCCCCCGUCUACACGCCGAUUACAUAUGCCUUGAAUAUGUUCGGCCUAUCUUUUGCUACUCUGAGUGCCUUGCUGGUUUGGGUUUUUCUGGAACAUCGUCAAUCUAUGGCUGAUGCUGCUAGGAGGGUUCCUAAACUGGUGAUGGAAUCUCUCCCUGGUCGCUCCAGAUCUCAAGCUCAGGACGAGACUGGGGCAUCUGAUGUCCCGGUUUGGUGGUAUCUCGUUGGCUGCGUGCUUGCCUUAUUCAUGGCCAUCUUUGCUGUGGAGUAUUGGGAUGCCGAGCUUCGCUGGUACGGAGUUCUGCUAGCUUGUGCCGUCGCUCUCGUCUUCUACCCUCCAUUGGCAAUUGUAUACGCCACGUCCAAUCUCAAGAUCAACAUUGAUAUUUUCUGCAGAAUUCUUGCAGGAUUUGUCUUUGAGGGUAAAGUCCUGGCCAAUAUCUGGUUCUUUGAUCUUGGAUAUAUUACCACUAUCAAGGGGCUGUACUUUGCUCAGGACAUGAAGCUUGCGUAUUACUGCAAUAUACCGCAACGCAAACUCUUCCUUGUGCAAUGUGUGGGUAUGAUAGUGGGGACUUUGUCCUCUCUUGGCGUUCUCAAUUGGGCUCUCAAUCAUAUCAGUGGGGUCUGUACAAGUGCAGCCGUCAAUGGGUUUAGUUGCCCGUAUUCCAGUACCCACUUCAACACAUCACUCAUCUGGGGCGCGAUCGGUCCACGUCGCUAUUUCUCGAACCAGAUCGGCUACCACUCCCUUCUGUACUUUUUCGUUAUCGGUGCUGUCCUUCCGAUCCCCGUCUACUUCCUGAGUCGCCGGUAUCCCAACUCGCUUUGGAAGCGAGUCCAUAUACCGUUGUUCCUUGGUGGCUUGAACUACCUACCACCUGCGACCGGAAUGAACUACGGCAGUUGGGCCAUUGUGGGUCUGACCUUUGGUUGGCUUAUUCGAAAGCGGGUUCAUGGCUGGUGGAGCAAAUACAACUUUGUGCUCAGCUCUGCCUUGGACUCCUCCGUAGGAAUCGCUGGCGUCGUCAUUUUCUUGGCCAUCUAUUUCACUGGCGCGAGCCACCAUUUCAGCUGGUGGGGGACAGAGGUUCACAAGAACACCUGUGAUUGGAAGGGAUGUCCGUAUCUCUCAGUGCCGAAGGGAGGGAAGUUUGGUGUGUAG
Molecule: messenger RNA, 2250 nt
Organism: Penicillium brasilianum
Lineage: Eukaryota; Fungi; Ascomycota; Eurotiomycetes; Eurotiales; Aspergillaceae
Source: the annotation of a GenBank genome assembly